Messenger RNA from Astrephomene gubernaculifera, 7060 nucleotides. The record is from the annotation of a GenBank genome assembly. Lineage: Eukaryota; Viridiplantae; Chlorophyta; Chlorophyceae; Chlamydomonadales; Astrephomenaceae.
AAGCAUUGUUAUUGAUUAGGUAAAAUUCAUCCGUUUUACAGUAUCUAACGAGUUUAGGACGGUGGCGUAUGAAGUGGCCAACUGGCGAAGACAGGCUUGGGCAUUGGCUUGCCUCUACUGGAGACCAAGCGCCGGGCAGGUGACAAGCGACGACGACUCCCUUGACGCUCAAACAAUAGCGCGUAAAUCUUCUCGCCGUAUGGAGAGUCAUUUCUACCGGUUUGAACGGCACAUUGGUGAUGGAGCCUAUGGAGCUGUCCACGCAUGCGUGGGGCCAUCUGGAGAGCUUGUAGCUGUGAAGCAGUGCAAACAUACUGACAACCCGGAGAUUACGCGGAUGAUGCAUCGCGAAAUUCGGGUGCUGCGGUCACUGCCGCCGCAUCCCUGCAUCGUGCCGCUGCUAGACGCAUUUCGCAGCCGCUCUUCCGGUCGAAUCCACCUGGUAUUCAAAUUGAUGGAGCGUAACCUCAGCCAGGAUCUAGAGGAUGCUGCCCCAGGUCGGCUGCAAAGCGAGCUCAUUAAGCUCAUCGCCUGGCAGGUGGUGCUUGCACUGGCGCACUGUCACCAACACAAGGUAAUGCAUCGGGAUGUCAAGCCUGGAAACGUGCUGCUAUCUGGGGGCGGCAACACCUGCGUCGCAAAGCUCUGCGACUUUGGUUUCGCUCGCUUAAUGGGUUCUACGGGCCAGGAGCCACUUAGCAGCUAUGUGGUGACAAGGUGGUAUCGCUCUCCGGAGGUUAUCGUGGGGGACGAUUACGGAGCUCCCAGCGACAUCUGGAGCCUGGGCUGCACGCUUGCUGAGCUGGCAACUGGCGACCCGCUGUUUCCCGGACGCAGCAGCCUGGAUCAGCUGGCUCGCAUCAUCCGCUGUCAGGGCCAGCUCCCAAACCGCCAGGCGGCAUGCGUGCUGUCAGAUCGCCGUCUAGCCAUCCUGGGCUCAACCACGCUGCCUAGGACACGGACGCUUGCGGAGAGGCUGCCGGAUGUGGAACCCGGGCUGCUCGACAUCAUCUCAGCCUGUCUGGCACUGGACCCGGCGCAACGACCAACUGCCAACUGCAUCCUACAGCUGCCCUACUUCCACGGCAUUCCUCGGCUGCUGCAAGCAGCCCCAGCGUCGUCGGGUCUGCAGCAGAUGCUAGUCCACUACCGUAGGGCGGUUCAGCAGUGGACACGGCAGCAGCAACAGCAGCAGCAGCCCAUUGGACAGAACGGAACUCUGCCAGCACAGCACCAAUCGCGAGGUGCAGUUGCGAUCCAGAUGCAGGCACUUGAUGACAAUGUCCUGGGAACCAAAUGCAAGGGAGCAGGGCCGUCUGCAACAACAGACGCAACGACGGAGGCACCAGGCCGCAAGCAUGCGGUCGGCGUCGCUGGCCAGAUAACACGUGCGCUGCGGGGCUUCAGCUCGUCACUACGGGGCUCCAUGGGUAUGAUGCAUGCAACGCCGGCAAAGCCGGCGGCUGCAUCCGCUUCGGCUUCUCCCGCUGCAACGACGAAAGGCAACCGGCGCAACACGUCUGCUGCUUCCAUGGACGGUUCCGCACACUUUGGGACCAACCGCGUUGUGCCUGUGGGUGGUGGUCCCCGGGUCAAUGCGUCCUGUAAUGGCAUCGGCAGCCGUGGGGGCAACAACGGUGGAGCGCUUGCAGAUAGCAGCGGCAGUGGCCAUGACAGGGGGGCCCGUCAGGCGCAGACGUGCAACGGGAAUGUAGCCACAGAGCUGCUAAGCAGUGCCGCUGGUAACCAACAAGAUCGAUGCGCCCCAAUGCAUCCGGCCGCUGCUGCUGCUACAGGCCUCCCGUCUGCCGCACCCACGCAUGUAGGAGGCCAAGAGGAGGUGCAGCGGCUGGAGACUCAGGCAGGGCAACGCUGCGAGGCUCAGCAAGGUCAGGAACAGAUGAUCAUAAAGCAGCAAAGCGACACGGACAUCGUGACGUCCGCCACCAUUCGUGAUCUGGCGCAACAGUGCCUGCAGAUGGAACACGGACAGGAGCAGCAGGAUCACACGGGCUGUCAACAAGAGUAUGCGGGCCCCGUUCUGGCCGAGGACGAAGCGGUAGGCGCCGCUGGUACGGCCUGCAAGGCAGUACGGCCUGCUGCCAGCAGCGCCUACGGCGCUGAUGUGAGCUCAUACCGUUCGGGAGGGAAAGAGGUGGUUACGGGCGGUAGGGAGGCGGUGGACGAGCAGACGGCGUUCCCGGCACCGGCGGAGGCGGAGGCAGAGGCGGCAUCGGAUAGCGGAAUUGAGGAGGUGGCGGUGCAGGAGCAAGCAGGCGAGCAGCAGCAGGAGCAGCGGGACGCAGCUGCCGUUGAUUCUGCUGCUGGUGGUGGUGGUUGUCCUAGCGGUGCAGACACAGGUGUGCAGACGGACGGGGGCAACACGCCACCACCGGCGGUGUCGCCUCCCCAAGUCCCAAGCCCUCACCUGCAGCCGGAGACGCGUGGUGCUGCUGGUCAAACCGCAGCAAGAGCAGCUGCAGCAAGCCAGCCGCUUACCGGGCAACAGCGGCUGAAGAGUAUGGUCCUGUCAACUGGCGGUGCUGGCGACAUGAGCACCGUCUCUGGAUGGAGCUCAAACUUGUCUGCGUCAGCCCCCAUGCCAUUGUCCCAACCUGCAAGCGAAAUACAGAAGGCUGUUGCUACCUCCAGCGACGCUUUACCUGCGAAUGCGGUUGCUGGAAUCGCUUCUGCAGCCGCAUCGGCAGCGCCUGCUGCAGCGGCGUCAGCGGCGGCUAGCACCGGCCAAGCGGCUCGGCCGCCGGCGCCAAUGCUUCUGCUUCCUGUGUCUCUAUCGGUUUCACUGCGCAGCUCUCGCUCGUGUGUUGACCUCAACAUCGCUUCAAGCGCGCGUAUGCGUAGCAGUCUCAGCAGCAGUCUUUGCAGCGGCAGGCUUGGCGGCUAUGGAGAGCUUGCGACGACAGGGUCUGCCAGGACGGUAGGCGGCUCCGUUAUGCCUCAUCACCCGAACCCGCUGAACAACACCGACCCGCAGCGUCGGCGUUACACAAUCGGUUUGGGUGAGGCUAACCCGCCGACACAGCAGCAGCAACAACAAGAAGUCCAUGCGAAGAAGUGCUAUUCCGUGCCCCGAAAGUCCCAUAACGGCGGCAGCAGUCACCAGCACCGCCAUCGUACCGCAUUCGGCCGUACUUCGGAGACGUACACAAGUACGGCAGACCGCUUCUACUACGGCAGCGCUUCUAGCAAGGAGCUUGCCAGCAUUCAUAAGGCGUAUGGCAGCACCGGUGGUGGUGGCAACAACAGGAGCUCCAUGAGAGAUAAGCGCACCUCUUGGCGCUUGGCAACCAGCAGCCUGGAGUUUAGUUCCUUUGCAAAGUGCGCUUUAGGCUCCAGUACUACAUGCCCUACGGAUUUUGAUGUUUCGUGUGCCGCGAGUCCUGCCGGAUGGCCCACGGCGUUCUCCGGGCGCCGCGAGCACGUCCCUGCAAGCUUUGCGCACAUGCAGAAGCUGCCCCACGUCCGGGACGAGUCGGGUGAGCCCAUGUCGCUUUCGCAGCUGCUAGGCAGCGAUAGCGUCAGUUGUUACUCGGCCUCGGCCUCGAGACAUGGUUCAGGUUGGCAGCUUGGGACAGGAGCAAACGUCGUCUUGUCGGAUACCGCAGACUUCUCGCCGACGUCGACCAACUAUGGGACUGCAGGUACUGCUGCUGCUGCUGCUGCUGCUGCUACAGUGGCCGCUGUUGCCGCCCAGGAUUACAGCCGCCGUCGCAGCAGCUGCUUGGGCUCAGGUCCAACAGAGCCCGCCCACAUCGUCAUCAGCCAUGCGCAUGCGCGCGCACUUGAGGCAUGUAACGGUGAUAGCGGUACGGCAUCCGCAUGUGCUUGUGGAUCUGCUUCAGGGCCCCCUUCGACGUCUGCUUCCAGCUCAAUGGCCGUCUUAUCGACCUCCCCGCCAGCAACAGGAGCAGCAGCAACGGGAGCCGCAGCAGCAGUACCAGCAGCAGCUUGGCCGGCGACUUCCGUGGGCAUGGCGAGUAGCGGACACGUCGGCAACUACUGCCGCUUGUCUUCUCGUUCCACGUGGUCUCGCUUGGGUACCGGUACGAGUCGUUUGGCCGCUGUUUCCAUGCUCGACGAGAGCUCAAGGCAAGCCUCAACGCUGGCUGAAGCGGCCAUGGCCGCUGUCCAAAGCUCCUCUUCAAGCUCGUUGUCUCCAAUCCAAAGCCACGAGCGCCAGAACAACAAUGAAGGCGACACAUCUGCCCUCACGACGGCAGGGGAGGCCUUCAUCGGCAGCCUAGCCGCCGCCGCAGCUACGUCCAUAGCAGCCCAAGCGUUGCAUGCUGGGCCACGCGGCGUCGUGCAGGCAACACCGGCAGCAGCAGCAGGACCAGUUGUCACGGAUAUGCUUUUGAAACAAGAGAGUCAUCAGCAGGAGGGCAGGGCACCUGAGGCAGCCCCGGUGAGGGGUUCCAUUUCAGAAAUGCGACAGCCGUCACGGCUAAGGCACGGCAGCCAGCAACCUGCUAUUGCUUUGGUGCCAGGCGGUGGCGAACAGAAUGGGGUCAUGGAUGUCGCUGCUGUGAGUGGGAUGAUGCGAGGGUUUGCCGUGGCUAGACAGGAUGGGAAAGGUGGUACCAGUGAAGACAGGAACGGUGGUGGUCGCGGCGGGCUGAAAAGGCGCGGAAAACGGCAGGAGCACGGGGUCCGCAAGGGCUUGCAAAAGAUUGGCGAGGCGUUCUCCGCUCUGGUGGCAUGCGUGUCUGAUGCACGGGAUUGGGAUGAGUACGAGCAGGAUGAGGAAUAAGUAAUGCCGUGCCAAAAUGAGCUAUUGUGGAGCGGGGGUAGGCUGAAAGGGGCAAUGGUGGCGACGCUUCCUGCUAGCAGAGACGAUGGGUGCAACUAGGGUUAGAUGCAAGGAUUAUGGAAUAGGAUGGCAGUGCUCCACCUAUCUUGAUUUAGCACCAACAUUGUAGCUGUAGGGCCAGCAUCAUUCGGAGAGUCUGUGGGGGUUAAUAAGUUGUCUAGAUAGAGCUCAUGCAUGCCCAAAUGGCCCUCGGUUAAUAGCCGUUAAGCAGGAAGAGUUCAGCAGCUAGACAUUUUCAUACGUGAUCGGACGCUGGGGCACAGUAGGCGUCUAGCUAGACCAUAAGUUUGCGGUCUUAAAUAUCUAGUUGAAGCCUGGGCAUGCCCAUUAUGAGUGCGUCUGUGGUAUGCUUCGGCGGGGAGCCGCAUUGGUGUAUGUUGACACAUUGUCUGUUGGUCGCAGUGUAUUAACAGAUUGCACGACAGCAUGCAGGCGCGGUAUGGAGUUUAGUGAUUGCCACUUGUAGUAUGAAAGUUGCCGGGCUGUCGUGCCCUUACGCCGGUUAUCCUGCGUGGUUCGGUAGGAGUCGUACUGAAGGCACUUGCAUACCCUUUCGCGUCAGUGAGACUGGAUGGCAUUUCUUUAUCAGGUAUGGGCUGCCCUUUCCCCUAAGAGCCCUGGCGGGUGUGAGCGACUGCUCGGCUUUGUUGCCUCUGGUCGCAGCGCCCGCCUGCACGGAUCCGCUUUGUUUUAGAAACCUUGGUAACUUUGCGGAAGCUUUGAGUAAUAGAUGUCCCUGCUCCCUACAUGUUCUGCUUGAAGUGCAGGCCACUCUCACUGUUUCAACAUCGCAACAGUGGCUGGUUGGUUCGGUUAAUAAAGUAGUUAACUUCGGACUGGUUUAUGCCGCUCCAAGCAGUGAUCUUUCUUGCCGUAGAAAAGGACUCUGAGCCGCCUUAUUCGUUUGAAAAGGAAAUCUGCAGAAGGUGUUUAUUUUGGCUGCAAAUGCAAUUUAUGGCGUGUGGGGGAAGGGUACUUGAUCGUAGUCGUUACUCUGUGCCCGCACGCAAACUUGGCUGCGAGGAAGUUACAGGUCGCAUAUGUUCAAAACCGACGACGGCCCUGAUGCCUUAAGUGCUCUUUGGGUUGUCUGAUAUCCCAGGUCGUUGCGAUAAUAAUGUGCUACAUCGUCGUCAAACUUGCCUUAACUUUGCUAUAUAUGUGCUGUCGCCGUUUGCGUGUCCUAACUUGGUCAAUCAUCAUUGUGUUAGGCAGGAAGGAAGACUCGGUCCUUAACAGCCUUAGCUCAUCAGGGCUGGCUGUGCACCGCUGGCUGUUGGAAGAAUGUUCGUUGUAUUUUCAUGUUGCUGUAAUAGUAAGGUAGGUUGAGCAUGAUUGUGAGUGCUCUAGGCAGGAUGUCAUGCCUGAUUACCGUCGCAGGGUAUUUCGGCGAGUGGUGGCCGCGUACCAGGGUUAUGGACCACGUAAGGCCACUUGCGUGAGCCCGAUCGCACGAGUUCGCCUGUGUAUUAUGUUAUGAAUAGUUUAUAAAGAUGGUGGUAUGCAUAUGGCUUGGCACUUGUGCUGGUGCGGUCGGUGCGCCUUGGAGGGCGCCCGUACCUCGAAAUGAUGGUCCGAAUUUGUGCGCUCAACCAAAGUCAUGCUAUGUGCAUGGCAUGUGAUCUGUUGCGGGACGAGCGCCGGCUCAUAUAGAAAAUGUGGCACUGGCGCCCCGCCUCAGGCAGAGGUUUUACGAGACGCAGCCCACGCAGGAUUGCUCUUGCCAUGCCCUGCAAUGUAUGCCACUUGAAUAAGGUGUUUUGCCAUUAAGAUGGGCCGUUCUGUAGUACGUUAAUUUCAAGACAUGCAUGCUAAUAAGUACAAACGAGAUUGUAUCCAUGUCGAUUUGGACAAGCCCGCCGGUGGAAUUCAAGAUAGGGCAAGUUGUAAAGCGGAGAUGGUGUGUAUGCCGAAGGGUAUCCCUGGCUCUGUGGUUAAUCCCGGUUGAAGGUUGGUGGUGAGAUGUGGUGCGGAUUAAUAGUUGGCCUGUAUGUUCGCAGGAUUGCAUGUGAGCUAGACUUGUAGUCUAUUGCUGUUAAGCAAGCGUAUGAGGGUAUGUGCAAUGAGGAGUCGCUUGCUGUAAGGGUGGCCAAGUCUCCGUUCUGCAACCUGCAUGGAUGGAAGGACUGUAUGUCACAAGAUUGAGCAAGGAGGGUAACACGAUGGUGUGGGAAUACUCAUUCGGUGCUACAAAGGCAUUCCAUUACAUGUAACAGCGUAACGACAUAA